This is a messenger RNA of Histoplasma mississippiense, 3375 nucleotides long. RefSeq lists its product with no specific name. The record is from RefSeq and is a predicted model, not a curated record. NCBI's taxonomy places the organism in Eukaryota, Fungi, Ascomycota, Eurotiomycetes, Onygenales, Ajellomycetaceae. The coding region runs from base 1 to 3375 and encodes 1124 amino acids. The transcript has 3 exons. Gene Ontology annotation, cellular component: cytoplasm.
AUGCCGCCAAAAACAAACACUCUUCAAAACUCGAACCGACUCGAUAAACUCAGCAAACUCGACAAGCCCCUUCGCAAGACAAGCAAGCAGACGACUAGGCAAGAGGCAAGACGAGCACGACCGCUGAGUAGAUCAAGAAUUGAUCGUGAGCGGCAGUAUAGGCUGGCCUUAGGGGGAAACACGCGCAACCAGAAGACCCUGACCCAGAUUGAUUUUGUGAAACAGGCGCAAGCAUUACUAGCUCGUGGGGAUAAGGAUGAAGAUGAUGAUUUGGAGCUAGAGUAUAUUGGUGGAGAGACCUGGGAUGGAGAUUAUGAGGUCCCAGUUCAAUCGUCAAAACGGAGAAAGAGAAAUGGGAAUGGGCGGAGGGCCAAUACUGGACAAAAGUUCGGGAGUGAUCUUGGUGGAAGGAAGCAGGUAGAUGAAACUGAUGGAUCAGAUGAUGAUAAAACCUUGACUCAGAUGGGAUAUGUUACCGGUUGGCAGAAUGAUGGAAGAAGCCACAACAUGCAUGCAGGGCUGGGUAAGAGGAAGGGUGUGGAUCAAAUGGAGAAUAUUGGAAAGGAGCCGAAAGCGAAAAUGUGUGACGGAACUCUUCAGGAGUCGAGAGCAAACUGCGACAACCGGACGGGCACGCAAGGCAGGAAAAGGAAACUCUCAGAGGUCAAUUCUAAAUGCCACUCCUCACAAAUUGUUCCUCCUUCGUCCCUCAAUCUGGGAGGCAAUUCAUCGGCACGAACACCAGUGACACCGCGGAAACCAAUUAAUCGGGUGGUUCCUUCAUCACAGUCGCCAGACAGUCCUGCUCUCAUAUUACUCCCAUGCUCAUUGAAGGAAUCUCCGCCGAAAUUUCCCCUUGCUCCACUUUCUCACAAUGUAACGCCGAGGAAAACUGCACCUCCCUCGAAGGGUGAGUAUAUGACCCCCAUCUGUGACUCGCAACUGGCACAAUACGAAAUCCCCGUGUCACCUUUCAACUCCGCUAGUACUGGUUCCCCUAACCGGUGUUAUGAAGAAGAAUCAGUAAUCGAACUUAGGUCCACACAUACUACAUCUCCUCCAUUUGCGCCCGAAAAGGACUCCGAUAAAAAGCUCUCAAAAUCACCCCAUAGUAUAGCAAAGCAAACAACGCCAAAGGACCAAAAGACUGAACCGGGUGACCCUGACACGAUCUCUUUUGACGCAGAAAAAUCUAAGAAAAGAGUGAUAUAUGAAACGGACGCAGAGACAGAGGACGAGGAAAUCCACCUUUCAUGCAAAGAACACCAUUCCUGGCGGACUCAAACUCAAGUCAUUCAUGAUUCCAGUUCGAGAUCGCGCAAUGAUGAUUAUUAUGAUGAUUACCCUCUGAAUGAGCUCCCAACCCAAGCCCGCAAUUCAGACCAGGAAACAUGCGACACCCUUCCAAAAAAUAUACUUGACUCCGAGGCGUCCAUGCUCUAUUACCGCAAGCCCAUGAGUUUAUCAUUUGAGCCAGGAUCUGAGCUAGCCAAUAUUAAUACACAGAGGCUGGCGGAGUUAUUUCCAGCCGCUGAGACAGAAUAUGAGAAAUGUGUAAUCCCCCACCUUUCUACCAUUCCCGAAAAACACGAAGCAGAAGAGGAUAGCGUAGAUCACGCUUCUACAACAAGGCCCACCAAGAAUAGUAGUACGAACCAUAUCUCUAAUUCACCACGGCGUCAACCUCCUCUGAACACUACAGCGGAGCGAAGUAUCUCACCGCCCUCGUCGCCACCCGUCGUGCUAGUUGAGUCCUCACAGCAGAGUGACAUGGGAGAUGCAGAUCCGAACCAUACGGCUUACAUUGAUUCACAAAACGAUUGCCAGUGCCUAGUUACUACAAGUCAAUUGUUGACAGAUAGCAUGAUGGAAAGCGUUUCCGGCCCAUCAAUGUGGAUGUCCAGCCAUGAUCCCUCCCAGGAGGAGUACCAGGAUACGGCCGAGACGUUUAACAACUCCCACCUCGAAUACCCGAUACUUAUCUUCAGCCCGUCAAGCACCAACCCGACUCAUGAAACCGCCACAAUGGACAUAGCAUACGACCAUAUCCAAGAGGAAAUCCUCACCACUCACGACGCCAAUAACCAGGAAAAUGAGUCUUCAAACCAGGAAGCUGGCUCGAACAACGCUGACACAUCUGCUCAAUCGUCCCAACGUCCCAAUCUUGACUUAGGUGCCGAAUUCCAAGAGACAUUCCGUGCUUUUUCCUCAAACCGCUGGGGUGCUCGACUAGGAGGCCUCUGGGGUAAUGUUCGCAAACAGGGAGAAACCUAUUACCAAGGGGCCCGUCAGGAGUACGAGGCCGUGAGCGAAGAGGCAAUCAAAGGGUUUACGGACUUGAGGGCUACUAUCGUUGGGCGGACGAGAGGGCUGUCGCUAGGAGGAGCAUUGGGAAGUGGAGAUGGCAGUGAUGAGAUAGGAGAAAAAGGGAAAGAUAAGGCAAAUGAAAAUGAUAUGGAGGGCUCUACCGUUGCAUCUACGUCAUCAAGUGAAAAAAAUGACAAGGUUGAUGAUGAACCGGAUGGGGAAGGGAUAAUCUCUCGCUUCCGCAGCGAGGCUGCGAAGCGCUUAAAGGAUAUCGAGAAGGCGGAGGAUGCGGCAGAUGAGGCGCUACUUCGUUUCGGGACCAAUAUCCGGAAUUUCCUUCGUGAUGCUGUGAGCAUUGCACCCCCUGAAGAUGCCAAAGAUAAUAAGACGGUUCUUUUCGAGAGUAAGGACGUUGAUGGGAAAAGAGUUAUCCAUACUACGCGAUUUGAGGCACAGCUUCAUGCUAUCCAUUCGAACAUUGAUCAGUUAUCGCAGGAUCCUGUUAGCGAUGAGUGGUCCUGCUGGAAGAGCGAGUUUAAGGUUGAUAGCAAGACUAGUGAGAUUGCCCACGAUCUAGAGGCAUAUCCCGAGCUGCGGAGGGCGAUGGAAAGCCUUGUUCCUGAGAAGGUUGAGUAUGCUGAUUUCUGGUGCCGGUAUUACUUCUUCCGUCUGGUUAUUGAAACGGAGGAACAAAGACGGAAGGAAAUGCUGAAAGGUGCAUCCACUGUCGAUGACGAGGAAGUGGCCUGGGACGAAGAUUCUGACUCUGAAUCUGGCUCCCCAUCUACCCCCCAAGUUACCAUCGACCAAGCUGGUGGCACUAGUCCCCCGUCAGAGUCUCCGACUUCGAUGAACGCCUCCCGACUAUCAUCCGGUAACGAGACGCUAAAGGCUACUGAGCACCGCAGUUCGAAUGACCAACAAUCACAGGCUGACAGUGACGCCAGCUACGACCUUGUCAGUGGCGCCACAAGUCGCGCUCCCAGCAGUCCCCGGCAGCGAGAGAAAUCAGCAUCCACUUCUGCUGCUAAGCCCGAUGACGAUAGUGACGAGGAAGAUUGGGAGUGA